This is a messenger RNA of Helianthus annuus (common sunflower), 1045 nucleotides long. Its product is annotated as protein CWC15 homolog. The transcript has 9 exons. Gene Ontology annotation, molecular function: RNA binding. The record is from RefSeq and is a predicted model, not a curated record. Lineage: Eukaryota; Viridiplantae; Streptophyta; Magnoliopsida; Asterales; Asteraceae. Gene Ontology annotation, biological process: mRNA cis splicing, via spliceosome. Bases 176 to 862 code for a protein of 228 amino acids. Gene Ontology annotation, cellular component: catalytic step 2 spliceosome.
UUCCGUUCAAACAAAAAAUACAUAUACAAAACCUUUAACCACAUCAUAAGUCCGGAUCUCUCUAUUCCUCUCGUUCUUCCGUCUACCAACACAAUCAUCAUCACCCAAAAGGUUUCAUUAAUCCAUCUCUCAAUUUCAAGUUACAAUUAGCCAAUUAGGUGAGUUGUAAGGAAAUAUGACGACUGCUGCUAGACCUACAUGGGCACCGGCUAAAGGCGGUAACGAACAAGGUGGAACACGUAUUUUUGGGCCUUCGCAGAAGUAUUCUUCCAGGGAUAUUGCUUCUCACACAACCCUCAAGCCCAGAAAGGAGGGUCAAGAUACACAGGAAGAACUAGAAAGGAGAGACCUUAAAGAGGAGUUAGAGGAGCGCGAGCGGAGGCAUUUCUCAUCUAAAGACAAGGGUUAUAACGAGGACAGAGAUCGUAGGAAGGGUGGUUAUCAUCUACUAGAAGGGUCAAAGAGAGAAGUCGAGGAUCGAAUCUUUCCGCGCAGUGCAGAUGCUGAUGAUGCUGACGAGGAUGAUAAAAGUGAUGAUGACAGUGAUGAAGAUGACGACGAUGAGGAUGACGAAGAAGCACUUAUGGCAGAGCUUGAAUUAAUAAGGAAGGAAAGAGCCGAGGAGAAACGCCGCCAAGAACGUCAAGAGCGAGAAGAGGAGCUUAAACUUAAAGAGGCGGAGACAAUACGAGGAAACCCGUUGCUUAAUAACGCAACAUCCUUUAAUGUAAAACGAAGGUGGGAUGAUGACGUGGUUUUCAAGAACCAGGCUCGUGGGGAAACCAAGGCUCCAAAGCGUUUUAUCAACGACACCAUUCGCAGUGACUUUCAUCGCAAGUUUCUUCAGAAAUACAUGAAGUAAAUCGAGUUUUUUUUGGGUAUUAUUGGAAACAGAAUGUACAAGAAUUUCUGGUUCCAUAACAUAUGGAUCUGGUUCGUUGUAUCAGUUUCUGACUAUGGUUGGAUCAUGUUUGACUGUAUCGAAUUUGACCCUCUUUCUGUAAUGGUUCUACUUGAACAGUUAUAAUGUACAUUUGUUUUUCAA